Symbiodinium natans is the source of this 1767-nucleotide messenger RNA. Lineage: Eukaryota; Dinophyceae; Suessiales; Symbiodiniaceae. The record is from the annotation of a GenBank genome assembly.
AUGGCCACGGCACCAGGGCAAACCCGCAAGCGAAAUUCCAGGAAGCACUGGUUGUGGCAGCAGCUUCGCAGCCUGCGACCCACAGGUCAGACAGUUGCCGGCCGCCUUCAAAUUGCACGCCUAUUGUCAGAACUGCAAGAGACCGGCCACCUGGCCUCAGCGCAGGAGUACUCGGCUGCGAUCCAAGCUCUUGGCAGUGCCGGCUGGUGGCAAGAAGCCUUGGCACUCUUUGAGGUGGCACGCUCUCCAGGCACCGACAAGCGCUCAACUCCUUUGGUGGAUGCCCGAAUGUAUAAUGCGGCCAUCGCGGCUUUGCGAUCAUCACCGUUUCGAUGGCAACACGCUUUUUUGCUUCUUCAUGCAAUGUCUGACGAGAAGCUGCAGCCUGACACCGCCACGGUGAACUCAGUUGCAACGGCUCUGAAAGGAGAACUGCUUUGGCAGCAGACCCUGUCGGCAUACUCAGCGGCAGCCAAGCAGGGUCUCUGCAUGGACGAGGUGGGGACUAACAUUUUGCUGGCAGCGAUGGUGGCAGUGGACUGUCGGUGGUCAAGGGGUAUGGAGUCACUUCGAUCUGCACGGCUCUCCAAGAUAAAGCCAGAUGUCUGCUCACUGGGCUGCGCAGUGGGAAUUCUCAGCUCUCAGUCGCAGUGGGCCCAAAGCUGCUGGCAGUUGAGAGCUGCCAACAGUGAUUUGGACACAGUCGCUCUGAACUCUGCUAUGAGCGGUACAGAGGAAGCUUCUCAUUGGGCAGUGGGACUGUCUUUGCUGACAACGGCCACGCUUCACCAGCUUCAAGUGGAUUCCAUUACCUUCAAUGUUGUCCUCAGUGCAGCAAACAAGCAUGGGGCCUGGCGCCAGGGUACGCAGUGCCUGGAGUGGCUGCGGCAGACGGGUGAGCCCACCCUUGUCUCGUACAACUCCUUGCUGAAUGCAGAUGAGCCAGAUGGAGAUGGAAGGCGAUGGGAGGCUGCCGUGCAGAUCUUGGAGGACAUGAUGGACAGUCCCCGGGUGUGCCCGGAUCCUGUGACCGCUUGCUCCGUCGGAAACAUUCUGCAGGCCUUUGCGCAGUGGGAGCAGGCUCUUGUUCUUGUGAAGUCCAGCGCGCAUGAAGGCCCCAGCGCAGCACCGCUCGCAGCUUCAAGUGCGCCGGCGCUGGGAACCGCGCUGGGUGCCGCAGAGCGAGCUGGGUGCUGGGAGCGCGCCCUGGAUUUGAUUUGGUGGGCACAGGCUGUCAAUGCAGCCAUAACAUCCUUUUCACGAGGAAGCCGUUGGCGGACGGCUCUUGCGAUCGUGGAAAGCAUGGAUUGGUCCCAGCUGCGGGCGGAUGUCUUUACCUGCACGUCAGCCAUCAGCUCCUGCGAGAAGGCCGUUUGGGUUCCCGCACUGCAGUUGCUGCAGCGGAUGCAAAGGUGUGUCGGCAUGGAGAGUGCAUGGCCGGCAGUGAAUGCGGCAGUGAGUGCGUGUGGCAGCAGCAGGAGCUGGCGGUGGCCUCUGGAACUCAUCUUCGGCACGGGAACCGCGGCAGGCUUCAUGCAGCCUUCAAACUCGGAGGCCCAGCCUGGCGUGGCAGCAAUGUUUUUGGCCCUCAGUGAAGAAGGGCGCUGGAAGGAUGCUCUGCAACUUCGCAAGGAGAUCACCUUCAGGAGCCUGCAGCCUGAUGUUGCGAGCUGUGGCUUGCUCAUGAUGCAGUGCGAGCAAGAAGGACUGGCCGGCCAAGAGGUCAACAUGCUGCGGUCAUUGUGCGAUAUUGCCUCUGGCCUGUGA